Malus domestica (apple) is the source of this 8070-nucleotide messenger RNA. RefSeq lists its product as uncharacterized. The record is from RefSeq and is a predicted model, not a curated record. NCBI's taxonomy places the organism in Eukaryota, Viridiplantae, Streptophyta, Magnoliopsida, Rosales, Rosaceae.
GCAGUCAAAAAGUCAAGCCCCUAAAUUGGCGUGGGACCCACUGCCCUUCCCCCUUCUCUCACAGAAGACAGAACCUCCACGCGACGACAGCCCCAAGCCUCUAACGCCCAAAACUCCCCAAAUCCCUAGAAUUCACUGAUACUUUGUCGCCCUACAAUUCGACCUCUUCCUCCUCGAUCGCUCAAUGCCGAUAUGGUCGGAUAACUUCAGAAUGGACAUUUAUUUAUGGAUAUGAUUUGUCCAGUACUUGUAGACCGCUGCAUUUGAGAUUGUUUCUUGAGUGAGCUGAACUAGGUUUUUAGGAAGAAACUAUUUGUUGAUAUAAGCUGGUUCCCUUGGCCUUGAGUAAUGGCGGGAGGUGCGAGAUUUGAGAUGAGUGCAGCCAGUCCAGAGGACUCGGCAUUUGCAGGGGGAUAUUCAAAUGGGAUGAGAGGAAAUUACCCUGGUGCCAGUUUGGAUAGGUCUGGAAGCUUCCGUGAGGGUGGUGAGAGUCGGAUGCUUAGUUCUGGUGCUACUACGCCCAGGGACAAUGCUACUUCGAGAGGAAAUUUGCCUCCACUACAUCAGUGUUUGAUGUUAGAUCCUAUUACAAUGGGAGAUCAGCAGUUUGCUUCCUUGGGUGAGCUAAGGAGGGUUCUGGGAAUACCUUUUGGCGGCAGUUUAGAAGACAAUCCAUUUGGAGCAGCUAAUUUGAAGCCCCACACUCCAGUGGCUACAGAGGACCUAAAAUGGUUCAAAGACAGUGUGCUAGUGGCCUCAAACAAGGCCAGGGUUAGAGCAAAAAGGUUGGAUGACUCCAUCGACAAAUUGAACAGGUAUUGUGAAGCUUUAAACUUAAAGAAGCAGCAAAGGAAUGAGUUUAUAACAAAUGAAAGAUCAGGUGGGUCAAACUUGCUGAAGAUGGGAGCUUCGAGAAACUCUUCAGAUUCUAUGAAUCAAAGGCUGGAGGACAGGACUAAGACUGUUGUGAUGAACAGGCGUGCUCGCUCAUCGGUCACAGAAUUAAGGGCUGAAAGCAGAAGUAAUGUGCUGACAAGGCAGCCUGUGGUUGUGGGAAAAGAUAGGGAUAUGCUUAGAGGUGAAGGCUCUGAUCUUGUUGAAGAAAAGAUUCGCAGACUACCUGCUGGAGGGGAAGCAUGGGAUAAAAAAUGAAAAGGAAACGUUCUGUAGGCACAGUAUAUAGCAGGCCCAUGGAUGGUGAUGCAGAGCUAAAACGAACCUUACAUCAUAAGCCUAAUGAUGAGCCUUGUCCCCAAGCCUGUGAUGCCCAAAGUUUCAGAUCAGGGUCAUUUACUGGUGGUAAUGGCAUUAACAAGCUAGACUCUAAUUCCUUGUCUGCUAAUGCAAAUGGUCGUAUUAUGCUCAAGAAUGAGUUGGACAAGGUCUCUCUUUCAAAAGAUUUAACGUUUGGGUUGACUAAGGAGCGACUUUUACCAAAGGCAAACAAUAAGUUAAAUGUUCGCGAUGAUAGUCAAAUACUCAAUCCUAAUCCAGUGAUAAAGGGAAAGGCUUCAAGGGCGCCAAGAAAUGGCCCUGUAACUGCAUGCAACUCAUCUCCUAGUCUUCCUCGCACAUCUGGAACACCUGAGGGAUGGGAACAACCUCCAAGUGUAACAAAAAAUAAUUCAGUGAGCGGGGCUACCAAUCGCAAACGUCCGGUGCCCACAGGAUCAACCACGCCCUCGAUGGCUCAAUGGGUUGGUCAGAGACCACAGAAAAUGUCUCGAACCAGAAGAUCAAAUCUACUGUCUCCUGUGUCAAACCAUGAUGAAGUGCAGAUACCCUCAGAAAGAUGUUCCCCUUCUGAUGCGGGUGGUAGAUUAAAUUCUUUUGGGACCAAUGGGCUGCUUCAGAAGAGUGUUGUGAAUGGUGCCCAACAAAUUAAAAUUAAACAGGAAAUGGUUUCAUCUCCUGUCAGAUUAUCUGAAAGUGAAGAAUCUGGUGCUGGUGAAAAUCGUGAAAGUAGAUUGAAAGAGAAAGGACCAGGUAGUAGUGAAGUAGGUGAGAAAGCUGUGAAUGAUGUUCAGAAUACUGGUUCUUCAAUAUUACCUACAAAGAAGAAUAAACUGCUCAAUAGAGAGGAAACUGGAGCUGGUGUUCGGAGACAGGGAAGGAGUGGAAGAGGAUCAUCAGUUUGUAGGGCUACCACUGUAGCUACAAGGGAAAACUUGGAAACUCCAGCCUUGGCAAAGCCAUUCAAAAGUAUGAGGCCUGGUUCUGAGAAGAAUGGAAGUAAAUCAGGGCGUCCUCCUCUGAAGAAACUGUCAGAUAGGAAGGCCUUUACUUUUCCAGGCCAUAUAUCUACCAUCGGUUCCCCUGAUUGUGCAGGUGAGCCAGAUGAUGACCAUGAAGAACUUCUGGAAGCUGCAAAUUUUGCCUGUAGCUCCAACAAUUUGGCCUGUUCUAGUUCAUUUUGGAAGAAAAUGGAACCAAUAUUUGGUCCUGUCAGUUUAGAGGUGGUAUCCUACUUCCAGGAGCAGCUCAUAUCUGUGGAGGAGAAUGAUGAAUGCAUGUCUCUGAUGCUAGGCAAUACCAAUAAUGUUUCGGGUGAUAUUGUGCACGAAGAAAACUUUGUGCCCAAGACUCUUGUUUCUGGACAAUACGAGUGGAACGUGCAAGACCAAAUUCAAAAAGGAGAUAUAUCUUGUGGAAGAUUAGUCUCAAAAGGAACAAAGAAAGUGCCUCCACUGUACCAAAGAGUAUUAUCGGCUCUAAUCGUGGAAGAUGACAUUAAAGAAUUUGAAAAUGGCAAUGACUGGAGAACUAUGUCUUUACAAUAUAAUGGGGACAAUUUUCCAGGUGCUACAUGUGCCUCUAUUAAUGUUGAGCCAAGGAACAGGAUCGGGGUCCAGCUUCCAAACGAUACAGAUAUGGGUUUGCAGACUCUCAAUCAAUGUUCCAUUGACAAUUACCCUUACAAUGGGGCCAGUGGCUUUGUGAAUGCCACAGGCAUCUGUAAUCAAUUAUACAAUAAUGAUUUGUCAAAAGUAGAUUUUGGAGAGUUGCAUUCAGAGAGUGGGAUGCUUCCCUUGUUUUCCGAAAAUGGUGCAGAUGGGUUACUACAUGUGGUUACAAACUCUCCAGGAAUUUCUUCCUCUGAUUGCCCAUAUGAACAGAUGCCUCUGGAGGAUAGACUCUUGUUGGAGCUACAAAGUGUAGGCCUGUAUCAAGAAACAGUGCCUGAUCUAGCAGAUGGAGUGGACGAAGCAAUUGAUAAAGAUAUUGUUGGACUACAGAAGCUACUUCACCAACAGGUUGAUGGGAAGAAGAUACAGUUAAACAAAUUUGUUAAAGCAAUUGAAGAAGGCAUGGACAUCGAAAGACGGCGCCGCGAGCAGGUUGCUAUGGACAAGCUUGUUGAGUUGGCUUUCAGAAAGCUUCUGGCCACUCGGGGAAGUAUUGCUUCAAAAUAUCGGAUUGCUAAGGUUUCAAAACAAGUUGCCAUUGCUUUUAUGAAGAGGACUCUUGCUAGAUGUCGAAAAUAUGAAGAAACUGGAAAAAGUUGCUUUAAUGAGCCUGUACUUCGAGAUGUCAUUUUCGCUGCAUCGCUUCCCAGUAGCAAUGGAGAAACCAUGAAAUGCAACAGCAUAAGUUCGCCACUUGAAAAUCAAAACUCUCAACAAGAACCUGGGGUUUCAGGUUCUUCCAAAUGGGCAGAGCGGCCUGAUCAUCGUAAUAAGCAUGACUGGGGUUCUUCUGGUAUGUCCAGUCUUACCCAUCCCACUGAGCAGGUUACAAAAACUGGACCAAUAUUGUACAGAGGGAAAAAGAAGGAAGUUCUGCUUGAUGAUGUUGGCAGCCCCUCCUUGAAAGCUGCAUCAAAUCUUGGUACUGUGUUGGGUCGAGCAAAAGGAAAAAGAAGUGAGAGAGAAAGGGACAAAGAUACAUCAGCCAGGAAUUCUGUUACCAAAGCUGACCGUCAAUCAUUGGGUAACAAUAAGGGUGAGCGUAAAACCAAAACAAAGCCCAAACAGAAGACAGCUCAGCUAUCAACUUCAGGAAAUCGGUUGAUUAGCAAUGCCCCUUCAGCUGGAUUUGUUGAAGUUGUUGGCAAUAAUAAUAACAGUAAACGAGAGAUUGAGCCCACAUGCUAUAAUGACAUUCCUCAGGGUCCUACAGAGACCAAGAAACAAAUGGAUUUUGCAAACUUGCAUCUGAAUGAUUUAGACUCGAUAGAACUAGGAGUAGCCAAUGACCUUGGUGGCAACCAAGAUCUGAGUACUUGGUUUAACUUUGAUGAGGAUGGUUUGCAGGACCAUGAUGCAGAGGGGCUUGACAUUCCUAUGGAUGACCUCUCGGAUUUGAAUAUGCUUCUGUGAGGACGACAGUAAACUGUAUAUUUCCUUGGAUUACUUGACCAUUUAGACAAGACUGAUGGUGCUAUUGUCAGAGGGCAACCUGCCAAUAUAAGUUUUGGCUCUGGCAAACAAGCACAUGUAAUUAUGGCCAUUUUUUGUAUACUCAUCCGAAGAUGUUUAAAAAAGGAAAAUAAAAACAAAUCUCAAUUGUUUGUGUAGUGCAGAUGAAUUCUCAUCAGAACAAAUAACAGUUUUCUUUUGAGCAUAAUUUUGCCUCUGUUCAUCUUUCUAUUCUCUAGCAUUGCUGACUCAUUUUUCCGCGGCAAAUAAAUUUAAGUGCUUACUGGAAUCUAGGUGCCAGUGCUAACUGCUAACUACUUCCCUUCCAAUUUUAUAUAAUUUUGAUGUACUUUUUGUGGCUGUUAUUCUGCUUAUGUGCACUAAUGAGAAUCCUAUGCUGACAGUGAUGGUGAAUUAUUCACUAGUAUUGAUUUUCUUGGGAAAUCAAGUGGAAUCUGGUUAAAAGGUACAUUCUUAUUUUGUUGGGUAUUAUUUAUCUGCCUUAUGGCUGGGAUUGGUGUCUACAAGAGAUCAUUUGCCUCGUUGCACAGUUUCAGGCUCAGCACCAGGGUAUGCCUUUAAAUUUACAGUUAUUUUUUUGGUCAAUAUAUGUCUCCCCAUAAAUGAAGUGAAUGCCUGGAAGAUCUUGGUAAUAUUUGUUGUAGUAGGUAAUUUUGAACUCUUUCCUAAGAAGACCGGUUUUGACGUAACAAAUAGAGAGGCUCAUUAAAAAAUUUCAUUCACUCUUGACCAAAUAAAUCUUUCUGGAUUCGUUUUUAUGCUUUUUCCAUGCGAAGCCCACAGGUGUUCAUUCCUUCUUUUUCUUUUUUUAAUAAUUUUUUGUCCCUUUACCAUUGAAGUUUGAGGCCUGGAAACAGGAUUUAUUAAGGUAGGCUAUUUCCUUUCAUAUCCUGUGACAGCUACAAUUGCUUGAGAUUUAUACUGAGUUCUGCCAAAAUCAGUGUUUGGUAUCAACUAUGACUUUGCGUGAUAUCCCGAGUUCUAACAUAAUUUGGCUUUUGUAAUCAACUGUUAUGUGGCUUGAUAAUAGAGUGUGCUGCACUACCCAACGCGUAACCUUGUCCCCCCCACCCCUCUUCUGGUUAUGCCAUUACCAAUCGUAGGUACCCCAUUUAGUAUUUCGUUUGUAUUUGUAUUCUGGUAACCCUUGUAACCUUGUUCUUGGUUAGGCCCUAUUUUUUCAACUAGAGUGGGAGUGGGCCUACGCAUUAUAGGGAGUAUUGAGUUCUGUUGUCAAGUUGUUGAGGGGAUGAUCUCCUAACAGCUUAGGCUUUUGGGAUUAACAGUUGCUUGGAUGCCGAGUCUAGUAGUUUUCCUUUUCACUUGUAAGUGAGAGGUUUUAGGUUCGAUUCUCGCCAAAGGCGAAUUUGAACCAUAUUAUUGCUAGCCCAUUGUGAGGCUUUGCCCACUCUCCCACCCCCUUAGUGUAGAUAAUAUCGUUUGUUAAAAAAAACACAGUUGCUUGGAUUUGUUUUGUUUCUAGAAAAUGGAGAGGUUUUAUGGUUUGUUUCUGUUUCAGGAGCUGUUACAGUCUCAAGACCUCUGCAUUUGUACGUAUGCGGUUCCAAUGAUGCAAUGUCGUGACUGUUUCAUUCUGUUUGGAAACUUGAUGAAUCUGCAAACAUCAGCUUCAAAGUUGGUUGUACCUUUUCAUGUAUUUGUUUCAUUAAAUUUUGGCGGUUGCUUUACUUGAGUUUCCUUCUUGUAUGUUGUUGUUGCAGGUUGGAUCUGAUAGAUGUGUGUCCUGAAUAUAGCUCGUCCACUGUCUCAGCUUGUUCUGUUUUACUGUAAGAUGAUUGUCCUUGCCCUGGCAUCUGGCUCUGUUAUCUUAUCAUUAAUUAACCUUGCCCUAAAUCUGGUUCUGUUUUUCAUAUAUUUUUAUGGUACGGAGCCUCUGGUUUGAUUCGGUUAGUAGUCCUUGAUGGUACUGAUUUGGUUGUUUUACAUAGGAUUGCUUUGAUUGGUCAUUUCUUGAGGAGCGUUUCUUAUUACCUUUCUAAUGGAUUGUUAAUGUAUUCAAAUACUAAUAGGUUUGAAUCCGUUUGAAAUCUAGAAGCAGUGAGAAACCACUGUCCUUGUGUGCAUUACAUUCUUAGAAAACAUCGUGGCCUUUUGUUUUCAUGGUUUCUGUGAUCUUUACCAGCCCUACACUACACUUACAGAUUCUUUUCAUCCCUGUGAUUCCAGUUUCAACACAUUUACACUAUCAUGUUGUUACGAUUAUGAGUUGAUAAAGUUUGACUUUUCUACCAGAAUGGUGUACAAAAAAUGGACGCCAACUUAGUGUCUCCCUAUCCUAUCCUUCUUGCCCUUCUUUUCUUUGGUGGAGUGAGGAAAGGAACGGGGUCACAUGUCUAAGACGGGAACCUAAAAUGAGCGGGCUGGAUUAUUGGGCCAUAUUUCGGCAUGUUAUUAGGUUCAUUAUCAGUUGACAGUUAAAAGUAGUGUUUUGAUACCGUGUAACUUCUGGUAAGGUUUAUCUCUUAAAUCCUAAUGUUUUAAUGUUCAUUAUACAGUAUACACUCUUUUGACUGUGGAGUAGAUGGGUUACUAUUUAUAAUUUUAUCAGAUCAAUUGAUAGUUUAAGUUUUACAAGAUUGAUGUUCUGCUGAUCCAACCGUUGAAUCUCUCUAAUCAUACACAUAAUUCAUAUACACGGUAAUAGGAUUAGUGUUCUUAAACUAUAAACGUAACCUUCAUCAUAUGGUUGUGUGGGUGGUAAAGAUCAUGUGAAUGGGAGUUCAACAGUAAAUUCAAUUUUGUUUUUUUAAAGAACAAAUGCGAAAACUUAUGAACUGGUGUAACACACUCUAGUUUACAACCCCAGCUGCUUUGAGUUUAUGGCUAAAGGUGAACAGUGUCAUGAUUGAUGUAAGAUCUGAUAUUCAGACGGAGUUUAGGGUGUAAGCGUAUAGGAGUUACGUUUUAAGUAGUUUUAAGGAUUAUGCGUAGCAUGGGGUGAUAAGGAAUAUGUAGGAAUAUGUAUGUGUUAAAACUUACCGAGGGGUUUCCAGGAGUUUUCUAUUGCAUCUUAUAAACAUUUUAUUCAUCGCCAUAGUUGGGGUUGUGAAAAAAUGGAUUUUAAUUUUUUGUGAAGGGUCAGGAUAAAUGGGGAUUUUAGGGUUUUAUUAAAGAAGUGUUGAGAGGUUAAGGCUUGGACUGUAAGCCAAGUAAGGUAAGUGACUAGAAAUUGAAGAACGGUUCUUUCGAUCUCUGUGCGUUUAGAUGUUUAAUCCAUCUCCCUGGGUUCUCCAAAUAGGAUUUGUAAGAGGUAGAUGCUGCUGGAACAAACUUUCACAGGCUGGAUUUUGGGUGCAGAGUGCAGAACAUCAAUGAAGGCAGAAGAAGAUAAUGAAUGCAGAAAAUUAAAGUUAGAAACCUCAGAAUCUCAUAGGCUAGGAUGCUUACCUAAAAAACGUGUACAGAGGCCAAAAAAUUGCUCACAAAUGGAAAAGAAACAAAGAACAUGUGGGUUGUGAUGUUAUGGGUAUGAUGGUGAACCUGGCCGAAGCGGCUGAAGUUACCUGUGGCCUGGGUUAUUGGCUUAAGAGUUACUGGGUUGUUCUAUACGAGGAACUUUCAACGAAGAGAUGUUAAGCUAUCGACAUCUUCAACAUUCUGAUAUGCACGUUGAGUGCGUGACUUGAACAUUUUUUGCCAAGUAGAGGGCACAACUUAGUCUUCAAGUAAG